AUGUUUCUAAAGGGGAAUCUACAGCAAUACGAGGCUUCGGUGAAAUGUUUGAAUGGCCAGACUUUGGAUGAAAAUAUUAAUUUAAUGCUGACUCAACAGACCGAGCAAUUACAACGGGUGACUCAGCUGGCACAAGAGAUUGUCGACGAAUGGAAAGCGGAGGAUGAUAAAUGUAAUUAAGGAUACGACCAACGGGCUGGGAAAUGGAACGGCCAAUCAGACCACCGUUCUCAGGUUCAAUGUUCUUCUAAAAGAGCCAGAUUAGCUGAUAGAGUGGGACGAUUGGUGAAAUGUAUCCUCAACGCACAUCUCUUCAAGGACAGGGCUAUCUCCAGAUCAAACGCUCUUCAUUUAUUCCGGCUGAUUGAGGUUAUGCAGGUUUUGGUGAUCAUGGCUUCAUUGCAUGUGAUGGCGCUACGACAUUUCGGGUCAUCGGGGAUGUCCGGGUCGCGACAACUCGGGUCAACGACAACCCGGGUCAACGACACUUCGGGUCAACGACACGUCGGGUCAACGACAUUUCGGGUCAACGAUACCGCUUAA
Molecule: messenger RNA, 543 nt
Organism: Bursaphelenchus xylophilus (pine wood nematode)
Lineage: Eukaryota; Metazoa; Nematoda; Chromadorea; Rhabditida; Aphelenchoididae
Source: the annotation of a GenBank genome assembly